Molecule: messenger RNA, 1257 nt
Organism: Nymphalis io (European peacock)
Lineage: Eukaryota; Metazoa; Arthropoda; Insecta; Lepidoptera; Nymphalidae
Product: RNA-binding protein FUS-like
Exons: 2
Coding region: 1-1218 (405 amino acids)
Source: RefSeq, a predicted model, not a curated record
AUGGCAAAGUUAGUGUUUAUAUCGGGAUUUUGUUGCCUUGCAAUUGCCGUGCAGGCUGCUACUUAUAGAGAUGCACAAUUGCACAGAGUGGAGAGAUCACCGCACUAUGGAGUACACUACCACGAUAAUCAACCACUGUUUGCACCACCACCUUUUCCUCCCCCACCGCCACCUUUUAUUUACCGAACACAUAAUUGGAGUGGUGUAGGCCGUAGCAAUGGAGGAGUCUUCAGUGGCGCUGCCGCGUCUGCUCAAAGUGAAAUUCCAACUUCGAACGCAGCAUUUUCAUUGGCUGAAGCUGGUGCAGUCCAAGGCCAAUUUGAAGGACAAUCUGCUGAAAAUAAUGACAAUACGGGUUCUGUUGGUCUCAAAAACGCCGGUCACUAUAGUUCUAAAUCUUCAGAAUCGAUUUCUCGACAACUUGGAAGUGGUUCAGCUGAUUAUUUAAAGAGAAAAUCGGGGAAUAGUUACAGUGGUGGGUACUCAGGAUUAAAUAGUCAUAUAACUCGUGAUGAAUCAUCAACUUUUUCUGGUCAAUCAAACCUAAAUAGUGCAUCAAACGGCUAUGGUCAAGAAUCGAAUGGGGGCUAUGGCCAAUCUUCAAGUUUUAAUUCAGGCUACGCUGGAAAUAUUGGAGGGCACGGAAGUGGUUAUAAGAAAAACUUCAAAGAGUCUCGCUAUUCCGUUCAAAAUGGUGAGGGAAAUCAAUUUGAAUCUCAGCAAAACGGUGUCGGUAGAGACCAAAGAAACUUUGACGAAGGAAGGCUAUCCUAUUCCGGUGGAUUUAGCGGCUCGCAAGCUCAAUCUUCAUCUUCUGAAAACAGUGGCCAAUACGCUGCUUCUCAAGGAUCGGCGCAGAGCGGAUCAAAUGGUUAUGGAUAUGGAAACGUCAAUAGACGUUCAGAAGUUCGUGAUUAUGAAAAUCAGGCUGGUGGAAGUGAAACCUUUAAAUCACAACAGUUAAAUUCCACAGCAGGAUCCGAACAGUCCGCUGGAUAUAAUGCCGGGGUAGCUGGUCAAACAGCUCUGUCUAGUAGCAACCGUGGAGCAGGGUACGGUCAACAUCAAUCCGCCCUUCAUGGAGCUCUUGAGUUAGCCUCUCAAGGCUUACAAGCUGCCAAGAAUUCGGAAUGCAGUACGUGCCAGAAAAGUACUUAUGCUCUGAGUAAUGCCAAGAGUCACAGUGGGUCAGCAAUAGCGCUUUCUAUUGGAGGUUAAAUAAAUUAUUACAUGACAUAUAUUAAGAGUCCUGUCUGA